UUUCGAGUCAUGUCGUGAAAGAAGUCUUUCAACAAACAAGAAAAUGCACUCCCUCUAAAUGCUGUGUAAACAAAUUUUGCGAAAUAACCAUGGCGGACUAUAAUCCGUUCUUCGGAGAUGAGGACGGAGAAAUUGAGGACAGCAUCAUUGCUGCAGUAGAAGAAGAAAAAUCAAGACCAUCCUCCAAAUCUGAAGGUUCCCCCAAGACUGCCUGGUCCAAAGAAGAACUGAGUUACGACUCCAUAGCGGUGAAAUUACUGAAAGACAACCUUCUGCUUUCGGCAUUGGAAUUGCAUACGGAGCUCACUGAAAAUGGUCGGCAGCUGCCCCGCCUCCGUGAUUACUUCUCCAACCCGGGGAACUUUGAGAAACAGUCGGCGGACGGCCGCGGUGGGUCUCCUCAAGUCGGGAAUUUGUAUCGAACAUCAAGUGAAACAACAUUUGAUUCCUUGGACUUAGCACGUUAUUCAGAUGAUGGUAACAAUCAGGUAGAUGAAAGAUUAACAGUUCUGGAGUUUGAACUGCGGAAAGCAAGGGAAACCAUCAAAUCACUCCGAGCUAACCUCACAGAAGCUGCAGAGAGUGACAUUCCAUCACCUGUGCAUUCCAAUACUGAUAUGGAGGGAGCUGUAGCAGAGGAAGCCACCAAACCUCUUGAAAGGAGAGCAGUCAACUUUCUAGUGAAUGAAUACCUCAUGAACAAUAAUUAUAAACUCACAUCCAUCACAUUUGCAGAUGAAAAUGAAGAUCAGGACUUUGAUGACUGGGAUGAUGUUGGUCUGAACACGCCCCAUCCACCUGAUCUUCUCCACCUCUACCGAGACUACAGUCGUCAUGUGAUCGUCAAGCCAGAGAUGAAGGAUGUAGGAUGUGGGGAGGAUAGCAUCGACGAGGAGCAGCCGGAAGCGGUGGAGGCGGACCUUAACAUGAGCAUUGAGCAACAGAGGCAGCAUUAUGAAGCUGAAAUGGAAAGUCUUGAGAAGCAAGCUGCACAGCUUAGAGAAGAGAAAGCUGAACUCAAUAUGGUUGUGGAGAAAAUGGAAAGAGAAAUCCAAUCUCUAACAGCCCCUAAGCAGUCCACCCCCAUGGUGAGUCCAAUCACAUCGCCAAUGAAAGACCCCACCCUACACCCUGACCACAGAGGAGAGAGACGGGAGCCCAUUGGCCAGGAGAUGACUGAAGACACGCCCCCUUCAUCAUCAUCAUCCAAUCAGGUGGAAGCAUUAAGGGAUUUACAGCCCGAGGAGGAAGAGGAUGGGAGAGAGGAGGAGGAGGAUGAAGUCGACGGGGUAGAUGAGAUUGAUGGGGUUGUCAACGGCGACGAGAGGAGUGGGGAGGGUCAGGAGGAGUUCAGAGAGGUCGAAGGUCAGACAGAAGAGAAGAUGGUGGAUGGUUAUUUGACAAGGAGGAAAAACGUUUCUGAAGCAUUCCAGAGGGCUCUGCUAGGGACAGUUGUUCAUCCUGUCGAAACCACAGAGACGAGACUCUUAGAAGAGGUCUCCCACAUAGCGUCAUCGGGUCAAGAGGUCGUGGAAAUGCUUGCAAGAUGUUUGCCUCAUAUCAUUCCUAAUGUACUACUUGCAAAGAGAGAGGAACUUGUACCGUUAAUCUUGUGUACUGCCAGCUCCCAUCCCGAGGCCAAAGAAAGAGACCAACUAUUAAAUCUACUUUUCAAUCUCAUCAAAAAACCUGAUGAAGACCAAAGACAAAUCAUUCUAAGUGGCUGUGUAGCAUUCGCUAAACAUGUAGGACCAACAAAGGCAGAGUCAGAACUACUUCCGCAAUGUUGGGAACAAAUUACACACAAGUACCUGGAAAGAAGACUACUUGUGGCUGAGUCAUGUGGAGCACUAUCCCCUUACUUGCCAAAAGAAAUCUGUAGCUCGUUAGUCCUCUCCAUGCUACAGCAGAUGCUUGAAGACAGAGCAGAGGAGAUCAGAGGUUCGGCCGUCAAGAGCUUGGGUCUUGUCUUCUCUCUCAUAGAUGAUACAGACAAAUACAAUCAGGGCCUAGACCUGCUACUGAAGGCUCUGGGUGAUAGCUCAGACAGUGUAGUCAAUGCAACUCAACAAGUCUUUCUCUCUGCCUUUGCUGCCUGGGCCCAAGAUCUUGACAGACUGGAAACCAACCUCAUCUCAACAGUACUUAAACGCCUAGAAGUCACUGCCAUUGAUCUUCAAAGGCCCAAGCCAGAUCUCCUACAGGGUGAGAGGCUGAUAGAACACUACGCUCACACGUUACAGUGCCUCGUUCCUGCCUUAUACGCCAACAUCCUCAAGACGGGACCGUUUGAAGAACAGUUACAGAAUGGAGUGGAAGAGGAUGGUGAAGAAGAGGAACUUGAAGUGACAAGAUUUCCCAAGCCGCUAUGCUCUCUUCACAACCUGACCAUCAUCAUGGGGGAUAAGAGACGACUCAUCAGGCUCAUGAAGGCCUUUGAGGCAUACACCAUCCAAGAGGGAGAUGUGGAAUCGUGGCCUAGUUACAACUGGCUCACAAAUGAAUACAUUCCAAGGUUAUUAGAAGUGGCUGGUAGAUUGGAUGCUUCCCAUACUAACUGUGUAAGAGCACUCACCAAACUAUUUGUUCAUAUCUGCAAGACUUUUGGUCCCGCAUUCACGGAUACAAAGGUUACACCAAAGUUCCAAGCAGUGCUAAAUGUUCCCAAAGAACAGUAUCAUACUCUUGUCCGCUCGGGCCAAAGUGCGGUAGCCAAAGCCACGUUACCGGUGUUUGUUUGCGGGGUUCUAGGUAGCCACCAUCGGGAGGACGAUCGUCAUCAGAUCUCCCAUUACCUUCAAGAAGCCAUCGUGAUCCUUGGUCAGUGCCAGGCACCACAGGACAGCGUCCAUCUUGCUUUCAAUGAUUUACAUGCAAACCCAACCUACCAUGAGCUCCUCCUUGCCACCUUAUGGAGCUGUGUAGUCCAUACUGCUUCCUCCGUCCGUAUCGUCACUGCUAGACUCUUUGAAUUACUUGCCAAGGGAAUCAAUGAAUCACUGGUAUCAUCAAGAGUGGUGCCUGCUCUCAUCACCCUCUCAGGAGACUCAGAUGUUUCUGUCCGGGUGGCCACCAUUCCUGCCUUUGGUACUAUCCUAGAGAACACAAAUCAGAAAGAGACAUUAGACCGGGUCUACACUCAGUUCCAGACCUUCCUUGAUGAUACCAACUACACCCAGGAGCACUCCCUCAUGGUCCAAGUUAUUCAUACGUUGGCCAAGAUUGGUCCUAACGCAGAGCCCAAGUUCAGGGACGAGUUCAUACUACCUCGACUAGCAGCUAUGGCCUAUACCAACAGUCAAUCAACCAAUGAUGUUAACAGAGCGGAGGUCGCUAUGGCUCUCUUUGAAGCGUACAGUGCAAUCUCAUGCUGCUUCUUGUCUGUUGAUCUGAUCCGAGAUGCCAUGCUCCCGGGACUAAGGUGCUUAAGAAAAGACAUGGAGACAGUUCUUCCAGAACAUGAGGGUGUUGUUUCUUCAAUGAUCAAAGAUUUUGAGGCGAAAAUCCAUGGAAAAGAGAGAUCUUCAUCGUUCAACAACAUGGCUCACAACCUCCAGGGGCAUGUGGCCCACCUGGGGGAGGAUGCCAGAAAGAAGAUGGCUAUUAAGAUGAGCGCUCAGAAGACAAAGAUGGGAAACGUCUUCUCUCGCAAGAAAUAAUUGAGACAAAAGUGAGGAUACAUCUCCCAGGAGCACCAAUCCUUUCUACUCCCCCUAUAUGGCCAGUGUCAACCAGGACAGCAAGUCGUCGGCCACUAGCAAGACUGCGCCCUCUAAGACCAUGAUGGGUGGAAUCUUCUCUUGGGGGAAAUGAACUGAAGGAGAAUCGUUCAUGGUUCAACCAAAAUGAGACUAGAUAGGGUCAGGCUUGGUGCUGCUUGCCACCAAUAGUGCAAGCAUGCCCCUCUUGGACCAUUGUAUACUCUUUGCAGAAGGGAUAAGGUAGAAGAAUUCUCUCUCUUUCAUCUGGACUUGUUGACGAUAUGGCGAGAGGUAAAAAUAGGAAUUCAGUAUCAGGAUCUGGAAUCUGUUUGGGAUGUUGUCAAGAGAUACUACCAAGUUCUCGUCCUGCCCACCAUCAGACGGGAAACAUUAUACGCUUUGAAGUAGUCUGAACAUGCAGUCUAAAGUCCCUGACUGGGACUUGUGCACAGAAGGUCCCUCUCAUUCACAAGUUGCACCUGUGUUAGUCUUGUCUCAAGGCCCACAUGUUGUUUAGGGUCUGUGACCUGCAGACAAGCUUUCUACAAGUCAUCUUUGAAGGAGAAGUUUUGAAAUUCUUACAUUCCUUGUCGGACUGGAGGGAACUUCUAGUGUGGUUCUGCCAAUCACCAAUGCAACUACUGCUCCUGGGACCAUAACCUUCUUGAAGGAAGUUGAUCCUCUAGAAUGGUGCAAUGGAUAAUGAAAUCCCACUCUUUGAAGAUACAGCAGUUUCCCUUUAUAGCACCACAGUACAAAGUAGGAAAUGAGUGUUCUUGAAUAGGAUUGAUGAUAUUGGCAGGUGACAAUUUACACAGGUAGCAUCAUCCCCACCUUAUCCUAGGAUCAUGACGGGAAAUUUGUCCUUAUUCUUGUUUCAAAAUAGAGAAUGAUAAGUUCCUGGAAAGCUGAUAUAUCAGGAACAUUCUUUAUCCAAGAGUGUUAUGAUAAUGCAGUGGAAUUAUAUGUUUAGGAAAAUCUGAAAACUUACUAUUGAAUUUAUUUUUAUUUCAACCUAAGUAAACUAGCCCCCCUAUUGAACCUGACAAUGCCUUAUUGGUUAAAGUGGACAUUUCAUUUUGUUAAUUUUUGUUAAUUUUGCUCCAAUUUUUGUGCCAAAGUUGGAGAGGCAACUAAAUCAAAUCAAAUAUAUUUUGUGUCUAAUUGUACACAUUAUUUCUUCUUUCUUUUUAUAGUGUAUUCAUAGAAUUGUUGAAUACAGACAAGUUAGUACCCUGUACAAGUUUGUCAUUAGAUGUUACAGAAACAUGCCCACAAAGUAAUCUACUUUAUAGGUCACUAAACCAUUUCUGUCUAGUGAAUAGUGCAGAAUCUUGCUUUUGCAGUUUUAGGAAAGUAGAAUAUGAGGUGUUGUAACACUAGAUGUAUAGAUCCCCUCACAAGCAUAACCUUAUUGUUAAUUUUUUGAAAAAAAAAGUAAAAGCUUGGCCAUUUUGCUAUCACUCACUGUUUUUAAUUUAAAAGGCAAUUCCUCUAUUAUGCUAAUGAAGAUAAAACCACAGGUCAAGCUUUUGUAAAGUUUUGUAGGUCACAUUGAGUACUUUCAUUUCACAGAGACAGUCUUCAUAAACAGGUUGCUAGUGCAAGUAAUAAUGAUGAUAAUAAUAACGGUAUAUUUUUACCCAGUGUAGCUACUCCUGUUCUGAAAACUGUUCUCCCAGUGGGCCCUGCUAUUAUUACCCAGGCUUUAGCUCGGCUACCUAUAGGCGCUCAAGCAUUCAAGGAGUUUAUUCCUACCGGAUAGACGUGUAUCCAAGGUUGUUUAUUCUGAUUUAGAAUAAAAGAGAAAAUAUUUUUUAAAGAUUUAUUAUGAAAAGGGUCAAGUAGUACUGUUAAAAAUGCACUAUUACAGUACUGUAAUAAGAUUUGUAUAUUGCGUUGUGUAAGAUGAUGAUCCUCUAUUUUGAAAUAUUUCUGAUUAUCGCCACGGUAACAUUUUCAUUUGUAUAUU
Messenger RNA from Lytechinus pictus (painted urchin), 5673 nucleotides. RefSeq names its product RAB11-binding protein RELCH-like. Lineage: Eukaryota; Metazoa; Echinodermata; Echinoidea; Temnopleuroida; Toxopneustidae. The transcript has 24 exons. Gene Ontology annotation, cellular component: trans-Golgi network; recycling endosome. The coding region runs from base 90 to 3659 and encodes 1189 amino acids. Gene Ontology annotation, molecular function: protein binding. The record is from RefSeq and is a predicted model, not a curated record. Gene Ontology annotation, biological process: intracellular cholesterol transport.